UACGCAUUGUACGCGGGGUAUGUGUGUCUUACGGUCGAUGCUGAUCAUGCACAUUAAUGACUUGACCAACCUCUUGGCUGGCUGGUUACCUGUCGAGACCAUAACGUGGGCCAUUGACAAGUAGACACACGGAUUAUGGUAGGGCGUGUUAAGACGGUAGAUAAUAAUAAUAAAGAAUAAAAAAUAAAUAAUAAAAGUAUAAGUAAAAGACAGUAGACAAUACUUGAUGCUUAAGCUCAAGUCUUGACCGAUGAUACGCCUUAGUAUUAAUGUGUAUGUAUAUAUAUACGUAUAUGUAUUGGUAUAUUAAGCCGGCCAAGGAAUAGACAUUGUUGCUACACACACCCUGGGUAACUACUCACUCUCACUCUUACUCCCGCCCUCAUCACAACUUACUCGUCGUGACUUGAGAGUCUCUGAGCCGGUUGAGAUGCUACCAAUGCAACGAACCGUACGUUAGUCGUUAGUCGGGUUUAAAACUUCACGAGGAUCAUAUCUUGGUCUUAAAUAAUAAAAUUUUACAAACAAUACUCAGUACUGUUUAAUUAUUUAUUUCACUCGCACUUAGAUAUAGGAGAAGAAAUAGUAUAAGUUACAGAAGAUAAUUAUAAGCAAGGAUCCAACAAGUUGUAGACUUGCUUUUUUGCUACUGAAAAGGUUUAAAAUUUUGAAUUUGAAAAUCAAACUUGAGGACAAUGGCCUACGAUGAUGUUAUUUUGCGGAUGGGAGAAUUCGGGAGAUAUCAACGUAGGAUUUAUGUACUUCUGUGCCUUCCAGCAAUUAUUUGUGCUUUUCAUAAAAUGGGUGGAGUAUUUCUAGGGCCAAAAAUGACUACGAGGUGUUUAUUACCUUGGGAAGAAAAUAACGCGUCAUUUGUAAUAGAUCCAGUUAUUAUGAAUGGAAGUUAUCCCUUGGAUGAGAAACAGGGACGAUCUCAGUGCACGAGACGAGUAAAUUUGACGGGAUACGUCCCUGAAGGUGCCGAAGGCGGAGGAAAUACUGGAAGUACCGGCGAUCCGACAAGGACGUCCAGCGACGGGCUUAUGACCUGCCGGGAAUUCGUCUUCGACACUAGCAUUUACAAAAGUACAACUACCUCGGAGUGGAAUUUAGUUUGUGAUAAAGCAUGGCUGAGAGCUGUUGGAGAUUCACUUUUUAUGGUAGGAGUGAUGCUUGGCUCAAUAAUAUUUGGUGGUUUGUCUGAUAAAUUUGGACGUAGACCUAUUUUCUUCCUGUCCCUAGUGAUUCAACUUGUCGGUGGUUUACUUGUUGCUGUUGCGCCGGAAUAUAUUUCGUAUGUUAUCUUCAGAUUGAUUGUCGGCUCAACAACGAGCGGUGUAUUCUUGGUAGCCUACGUAAUCGCUCUGGAAAUGGUCGGCCCGAAGAAACGGUCAGUUGCUGGUGUGGGCUGUCAAUUAUUUUUCACACUCGGUUACAUACUGACCGCUGGGUUCGCUUACUAUAUUCGUGACUGGAGAUAUUUACAAAUAGCCAUCACCCUACCGAGCUUUGCCUUUCUUGUUUACUGGUGGUUUAUCCCCGAGUCAGCGCGUUGGCUUCUCACUAAAGGCAAAGAUGAAGAAGCUAAAGAAUUAUUACAGCGAGCUGCUAAAGAAAAUGGUAUUGAAAUACCUCGUGAUACGUUAGAUUGUCUUCUACAUGAAAGUAAUGGAGAUAAUGUUCUUGUAAAUAGUCAAGCGUCGUUGUUUGAUUUAUUCCGUACGCCAAAUCUCAGAAGAAAAAGUCUGCUCCUUUUCUUCAACUGGCUGGUAAACAGUGGAACUUAUUAUGGUCUCUCGUGGAAUGUAAAUAAUUUAGGAGGAAACGAUUAUGUUAAUUUUGUUAUACUCGGUGCUGUUGAAGUACCAGCAUACUUAUUUCUCAUUUUUGUACUAGAACGUUGGGGAAGAAAGAGUAUUCUUUGUGGUUGCAUGGUUGUUUCUGGUCUUGCCUUAGUAGGAACAAUAUUUGUUCCCGAAGAGUAUCCAUGGAUGAUUGUCGUACUUGCAAUGAUCGGUAAAUUGGCAAUAACAUCCUCAUAUGGUGGCAUAUAUGUUUUUACUGCUGAGCAGUUUCCUACGGUUGUACGAAACGUCGGCCUUGGUGCCUGUUCAACUUUCGCCAGAAUUGGCGGUGUCAUUGCACCCUAUGUUAAUUAUUUAGCUGAAAUAUGGAAACCUCUGCCUCUAGUUAUAUUUGGAGCAUGUGCACUUGCCGGUGGUUUGAUAUCACUCAUGUUACCUGAAACACUUAAUAAAAAAUUACCCGAGACUAUUGAAGACGGUGAAUUAUUUGGAUUAAAAGACAAAACUUCAAAAUCGAAGAAAGAUAAAAAUCGUGAACUAAAGCAGCUUGAUGUUCAUCAUCUAAAUGACACCGACUCAAUAAAACCAUUGAAGCCAGUAGAGAAUGGAAUCCAUGAUUCGAAGCAAAAUGGAUGACGUUCAUAAGCUUAUUGAAAUUUGGAAAAGAUGUUUGCAGUAUUCGAGGAUUUUUUUUAAUCUGCCAAGCGUUAAAUACGUUUUUAAAAAAAAAGAAAAAGAAAAAAAAACAAAAAAAAAUAAAUAAAUAAAUAAAUAAAAGGAACAAAUGCCAAGUGUACCUUUGUACCGCAAUUGUUGUCAUUAGGGUAAUACAGAACAUUUGAUUGUUCAAAUUUAUCACAAGCACUGCGCUUUGAUGCUAAAAAUAAACAAUUAUGGUUGUGUGAAAUUUUAUUGAAAGUUUUUUAACAAUGUAACUUUUUUGUUUUAUAUAAAUAUUUUAAUUGCAAAUGACAGACGAAUGACUGAUAAAUUUAUAAUCGUAAUUAAAUAAGAAAAAACCAUCAACGCGCACUUUUAUAUUACUAUACAUAAUUUACACUAAAUCACUGAAUUGUUAUAAUAAAUGAAUUUGUUGUAUCAUUUUGACUAGUAUACUAUGAAUUUCAUUAAAUUCCUUUUUAUACAGAAAAAAUACACGAUUUUUUUAACAUUU
Molecule: messenger RNA, 2979 nt
Organism: Microplitis mediator
Lineage: Eukaryota; Metazoa; Arthropoda; Insecta; Hymenoptera; Braconidae
Gene: Orct
Product: organic cation transporter protein
Exons: 10
Coding region: 696-2441 (581 amino acids)
Biological process (GO): transmembrane transport
Cellular component (GO): membrane
Molecular function (GO): transmembrane transporter activity
Source: RefSeq, a predicted model, not a curated record